AGCAGCUGAAUUGGAGCCAGUCUCACAGAGAUCUGAUGAUGAUGAUCCAAGAAAUGAAAAGGUGUUUGCCUGAAGAGAAAAGGAGUUCCAGCAAGCCCAGUACCAUCAGCGCUCUCAACUAUGCCUUGCAGUGUGUCCAACAGAUCCAAGCAAACAAUGACUUUUUCCAGGCUCUGAAUGACCGAAGAGUGUUUCAGACAGAUGUGAUGACAUACAGCAUAGAAGAAUUGGUGGCAGUUGCAUCUGAACACACUCCAAAAAACACUGACACCUUUGUGGCUGUGUUUUCCUUGCUUUCUGGACGCAUACUGCAUAUUUCUGAGCAGGCAGCAUCCAUUCUAAACUGUAAGAAGAAAGUGUUGGACUCCUCCCGGUUUGUAGAGCUGCUUGUCCCUCAGGAUGUGAGCGUGUUCUACACGCACACCGAUCAGUCCCACCUGCCACUGUGGAACAUGGAAAGUCAAACAGCUUCUCUGUAUGAAUAUGCCCAGGUGAAAUCCUUUUUCUGCAGGAUCAGGGGUGGUAAAGAUCAAGAACAAGAAAUGCGUUGUUACCCCUUCCGAAUCACCCCGUACUUGGUCCAUGUGCGUACUUCUGUCCAUGUGGAUGCAGAAUCCUGCUGCUUAGCUUUGGCUGAGAAAAUUCACUCUGGAUAUGAAGCUCCUCGAAUUCCUACGGAUAAAAGAAUCUUCACCACCACUCACACGCCUGGAUGUGUUUUUCUUGAGAUAGAUGACAGAGCAGUGCCUUUGUUGGGUUACUUACCUCAAGAUUUAAUUGGAACAUCCAUACUGAUGUAUUUGCACCCGGAAGAUCGUCCUUUGAUGAUUGCUGUUCACCGGAAAAUCCUGAAAUUUGCUGGCCAACCCCCUUUUGAACAUUUACCUAUUAGAUUUUGUACUCAAAACGGGGAUUAUGUCAUACUGGAUACCAGCUGGUCCAGUUUUGUGAAUCCUUGGAGCAGGAAAGUAGUAUUCAUCAUUGGCCGACACAAAGUCCGGACAAGCCCUUUGAAUGAAGAUGUCUUUGCUGCAAGAAGUAAAGAAAUGAGCAGUGUUGAGAAAGAGAUAAGAGAAUUGCAAGGACAAAUUUACAAGCUGCUUCUGCAGCCAGUUCACAGCAAUGUUUCCAGUGGUUAUGGAAGCCUUGAAAGCAAUGGCUCCUAUGAGCACUAUAUCAGCAUAGCAUCUUCAAGUGACUCCAAUGGGAAUUGUGCAGAGGAAAUACAGGAACCAAUGACAUUGCAACAAGUUUGUGCAGAUGUCAACCGAAUAAAGAAUCUGGGACAGCAGCUGUAUAUUGCGUCAAGGAGCAAGACACAGAAUGGAAAUGAAAAGGCUGUGAGCUCAGAAAUGCUAGGAGGGAAGAAGCACGCUGCUUCCUGUUUUCUUCAGACAUUGAGAAGUGAUAGCACAGAAGGACCAGGCAACACAUUUUAUGAUGAUUCAAAGAAGACUCCGCGUGUCCCUUCCUAUCAGCAGAUCAAUUGUGUUGAUAGUAUCAUCAGAUAUCUAGAGAGCUGCAGUAUUCCAGCAUUAAAAAGGAAAUUUAAAUCUUCUGCAAAUACAUCGUCGUCAUCUUCAGAAGAUGACAAGCAAGUCCAGCAAAGGCAGCAGGAAGUCGAGGCAUUGGAAGUAUCUGCUGAUCGGGAAGAGUCGCUGAAAGACCAGACAGCUGCAGGCAUGGUGGGAGCUCCUCUGGCAGACCUGACCCUGUCCAACAAGGCUCCAAGUGUGGUGUCUGUCACCAGCCAGUGCAGUUACAGCAGCACUAUAGUGCAUGUCCCACACCCUGAAUCAGAAGUGACUACAAUGGAGGAUACCACUGUUGGAAGUGAACAAAUUGAGCUGCCUCCUGUGAAUGCUCAGAGUCUCACUAUGGUACCUGAGGACUUAAAGCCAAUUGGGCUAACAAAAGAGACGUUGUCAGCCCACACUCAAAAGGAGGAGCAGAACUACGUUGACAAGUUCCGCCAGAGGAUCCUGCUCUCUCCAUUUAGGACUUACCUCCAACAGGGGAGCAGAAGUAACAACGGACAUUCCUGUGGCCAAGGAGAUUCCCCUUCAAAGCAGAUGAGUCCAGCUAGCUGUAAAAAAGGCAAACAUGGAAAAAUCAAGCGCCAGAAACCUCAGAGACAGUCCUCAGAUAGCCACUCUUCUAGUAAAAAUAGAAAUAGUCUUCCAUGUGAGAAGAGAACAAUUCAGAAACAGUCAUUCUCUCCCUCACAAGUGUCCUAUCUGAGCUCCUCCAGUAUGAAUGUCCUUCCUCCUAUGGGAUUUCCUGUCUAUUCAGAUCCACUAUCUAGUUUUCCAGCCUCUUCUGUAGGAGAAGAGCUUGCCCUUCGCUCGUUAAAACCUGAGUCUGUGUCAUCAUCACAGCUAUGCUGUGAAGUGCAGUCAUGCCCAGCACUUUAUCCCCCAAACAUAGGCACGUUUAUGGCUGUAUUUUUUCAGAGUUUCCCCAUGUGUGCUCAGAUGCCUCAGUAUGUCUUUCUUCCUAGCCCUCAGUAUGUUUAUCCCCCCUCUUCAUAUCCAUGCACUACACUACCUCCAGCCCCACCUCCUCCUGCUCCAUCACCAGUAGCACCGCAGUCUGUGGAUCAGCCCUUUCCAGCCUCCUCUGCCACAUCCACGGAGGACCAGCAAGAGGGCCAGCGCCACCAGGCCCUACUGCUGAGUAGCUCACGGAGCAGCUCCCCGCUUCAGCUGAAUUUGCUUCGAGAAGAGCUGCCAAAACCUAUGGAGCUUUCCAUUAGUACUGGUGUUAAAGCACGUGCAGAAGCUAAAUGUGACAAUAAUCCAGAAGAUAGUGGUAACAGUGCUAGCCAUUGUGCUUCUGGUGUAUUUACUGACCACUCGCUGUACGAGGACUCCCAGUCAGGUACAGGCUCAGCAGCAUCAGGCAGUGGAUCAGCUUUAUCUGGUUCUUUAGGCUCUGGCUCCAACCAGACUUCUGGUUGUGGCACAGAGAAGAAUUGGGAAGCAGAAGAAAAAGGGACAGCUCAUAAAUCCAAACAUGAGUCAGCCUGGGUGAUGAUGGAUCACGCACCUGAGCAAGUUCUAAUGACUUACCAAAUGCCUAACAGAGUUAAAGAGGAAGUUUUAAAGGAGGAUCUGGAGAAGCUGACAGUCAUGCAAAAGCAGCAGCCUUGGUUUACAGAUGGGCAAAAGAAGGAGCUUGCGGAGGUACAUACGUGGAUCCGGACCCAGACUGUCCCACUGCAAAUCAGCACCCAAGGCUGUGUUACAUGUAACAUCAGGGAAGCAAGUUGUGAGGCUGCAAUGGCUGAGGACAAUAUGGAAAACAAGGGAAAAUCACCUCUGCUCCUGCAACACUGA
Molecule: messenger RNA, 3338 nt
Organism: Pelecanus crispus (Dalmatian pelican)
Lineage: Eukaryota; Metazoa; Chordata; Aves; Pelecaniformes; Pelecanidae
Source: RefSeq, a predicted model, not a curated record